AUGCGCCCACCUCUUUGUUCUUCUUCUUCUUCUUCUUCUAGUUAUUCACUUGCUGAAACGAGUUUGAAAAGCAGACUCUUGACGAUAUUCAAGAAAGCUCAGGAACUUACAACUCUAUGUGACAUCGAAGCCUGCGUCAUUCAUUACGGACCAGACGGCGAACUCAAGACAUGGCCCGAGGACAGAGACAAAGUGAGAUCCCUCGCUCUCCGCUACAUCCAAUUAGACAAAGCCAAGAGACUCAAGAAAAGCAUCGAUCUUUAUGGGUUCCUCAACAAGAAGAAGAAGAAAGCCAAGAAGAAUGUUGAUGAGGAAUUAAAGUAUCCAAUAUCCGAUCAUUACUCGGCCUACCAAAUCAAUCAACUGAUUCAGUCUUUGGAACUAAGUUACUCUACUUUGCAAGAAAGAAGUCGUUUCUUUGAAGCAAAAGCAAACUUGGAGGAUCGUUCUUUGAACCCUAGCCACGUCACCAGUUACCCACAGGAGUCUUGUGUUUAUGAUCAUAAAAACAACAACUUUCAACAUCUUUGCCUUACAGAUUACUCAGAGGUGCCUUUCAAAUCUGGGUUACAUUAUCAGUUGAUGCCUUAUGAUCAGAACAUGAUGUGUAUGGGUAAUAACUCUCAAGAUCCUUGCGUCUCAAACCCACAUGAUUGCUCAGUGCUCCCAGCAGAGCUACAAGAAUCUGUGAAUAACUACGGGAUGAAUCAGUUGAUGCAGCAUGAUCUUUAUGGCUUUGAUCAGAACAUGUAUAUGGGUGAUACUAUCAACAGCUGCAACGUUCUGGAUCCUCGUCUCUCAAAGAUAGCUUCAGGUGACUUCUGUUUUGGUUUCCAGGACCCUUGUGGUGGUUACCCUAGCUUCUCUCAAGAUUUUCCAGACGUGUCUUCAAGCUGUGUUUAUGAGAACAGACUACUUCAGGGAUCUACUCUACCAUCUCUCUAG
This is a messenger RNA of Eruca vesicaria subsp. sativa (arugula), 945 nucleotides long. The record is from the annotation of a GenBank genome assembly. Lineage: Eukaryota; Viridiplantae; Streptophyta; Magnoliopsida; Brassicales; Brassicaceae.